This is a messenger RNA of Aspergillus heteromorphus CBS 117.55, 418 nucleotides long. RefSeq lists its product as uncharacterized. The transcript is spliced from 3 exons. The coding region runs from base 1 to 357 and encodes 118 amino acids. The record is from RefSeq and is a predicted model, not a curated record. NCBI's taxonomy places the organism in Eukaryota, Fungi, Ascomycota, Eurotiomycetes, Eurotiales, Aspergillaceae.
AUGUGGAUUCUCCACGGCAACGUAACUGAACGCGGAGACGUCGGCGGGGGGGUUCUAUGGCCGGCAGAGCCCCGCACCUUUGCGGGGUCCGGUGCGCCCCCGACGACCCUUGAAAAUCCGCGGGAAGGAAUAGUUUUCACGCCAGGUCGUACUCAUAACCGCAGCAGGUCUCCAAGGAUUGGCUCUAAGGGUCGGGCUCGCUGGGCCUUGGGGGGAACCCCUCGGAGCAGGGGGGCACUAGCCGGGCAACCGGCCGGCGCCCCCCAGCACCGGGUGGGGGACGCCCUUGGCAGGCUUCGGCCGUCCGGCGGGCGAUUAACGACCAACUUAGAACUGGUACGGACAAGGGGAAUCUGACUGUCUAAUUAAAAACAUAGCAUUGCGAUGGCCAGAAAGUGGUGUUGACGCAAUGUGAUUU